Molecule: messenger RNA, 1410 nt
Organism: Aspergillus steynii IBT 23096
Lineage: Eukaryota; Fungi; Ascomycota; Eurotiomycetes; Eurotiales; Aspergillaceae
Product: mitochondrial 37S ribosomal protein mS35
Exons: 2
Coding region: 63-1190 (375 amino acids)
Biological process (GO): mitochondrial translation
Cellular component (GO): mitochondrial small ribosomal subunit
Molecular function (GO): structural constituent of ribosome
Source: RefSeq, a predicted model, not a curated record
CCAGGAUCUCUUCCCGCCUUUGCACCUCCCCUCCUCCCUCCAUCUCUCCCACUCUCCUCACAAUGGCCUUAGCAGCUCGGUCCGUGGGCCGUUCGGCCCUCUCGCUAACCCGACGAGGCCCAAUUGCCAUCCCCAUCCGGUCCUUCUCCGCCACGCCGUCGACUUUCCGGACCAAGGUCUCAUCUCCGAAAUCGUCCUUCGUGGACGACUUGCCGACCAUGCCGGAGUACUCGCCAGAACUACUGAACCAGGAGGAGCGGUCGAUGUACGACAUGCUGUCGCCCGAAGAGCGGGCCCAGUUCGACGCCGAGAACCGACGCAUCGUGGCCGAUUUCAACGACCCCGAGAAGCGAGCGACGGCGCUCGCCGAGCUCAACCGGGAGGUCGCCAACCUGGAACGGGGCGGGCUUCGAUUCGACGACAUCCGCGAGAAGAAGCGCGGCUUCUGGGCUGAGGAGGAAGACGACGAGUUCGGUCUGGUCGAGGACGCCGACGACGAGUUCCGCGAGGACGAAAUGACCUCCAUGGCCCAUGCCGAGGUCGAAUUGCACCGCGACAUCAGAGAAUGGACUCGUAUUGCCGCUUGGGAUAUGCCGCUCUUGAGCCAACUGGCCCGCCCCUUCACUCUUCCCCCCGACACCCACAUCCUUCGAUUCCGCUACACCUCGUACAUGGGUGAGCAGCACCCUGCCGAAAACAAGGUAGUCAUGGAAGUCAGCACCAAGGAUCUGGCGCCUAAGUACCUCUCCGCGGAGCAGCUGCAGACGCUCCUCAAGCUCGUCGGCCCGCGAUACAACCCCAACUCCGAGAUCAUCCGCAUGUCGUGCGAGAAGUUCACCACCAAGGCCCAGAACAAGCGGUACCUCGGCGACCUCAUCAACACGCUGAUCAAGGAGGCCAAGGAGGGCGACUCCUUCCGCGACGUGCCCCUCGACCUUCGCCACCAGAAGCCCCAGCGCAAGCUCCGCUUCCCCGACUCGUGGAACAUGACCGAGCAGCGCAAGAAGCAGCUCGAGGCCCGGCGCGCGGAGCGCCUGCAUCUGGAGCAGGAGAGGCACGGCCUGGUGGAUGGCAAGUUGGUGAUCGCCGAGGCGGUUCGGAACUUGCCGUCGUUGAACCCGGCCUUGAACGCGAAGGCGACGCACGAGCGAGAGAGAGUUGCCGUUCGGGCUGGGGGCAAGAGGCGCUGAUAUCGAGGAUUGGACAGCAUGAGGGACUUGGAGCGAGGGAAACUGUACACUUGAUGUGAGGUGUUUCCGUGGGGAAUUUCUAUUUCUUUUAUUGUGUUUUUUUGUACCUCAAAAUAUCAGGGGCGGCGCACAUUCUGCAAGGUCAUGUUAGACUUAUGUAUCUCAAUGUAUAUUAUAUUCCUUACCAUUCUUCAUACAUAUACGCGCUGGUCUUGGAUAG